Molecule: messenger RNA, 5990 nt
Organism: Pocillopora meandrina
Lineage: Eukaryota; Metazoa; Cnidaria; Anthozoa; Scleractinia; Pocilloporidae
Source: the annotation of a GenBank genome assembly
ACCAUGCAAUAUGGAAAUCAUUCACUUUUAUUUGCUAUCAAAGGAUAUAAAAUGCACUGUACACCCAGCGAAUGAGCCAGAGGCACGGGAGACUUCGCCAUGAACAGGUUUCUCCUUAUCGCCGUUUCUGGAUCGGUUCUUGUUAUCUCCUUGGCAUUGAGUAUGACUGAUUAUGGAAAAGAAGAGAAGACAGCGGUCUGGACAGAUUCGUUAAGGUACUAAGUUUAAAAUUGUAGAUAUCGUAUCCUUUAUUGCCACCAAUUAAGCACAGAGAGGAAAAACGAUACAAACUCCACUAUAAAAUUGUAAAGCCCCUUUGGCCCGAAUGAAGUUUGAUUUAACUAGUAUAACAACAAAUACCCUUAUGAACCUAUUUAUUUACUGUGGGGCACUCAUUACUUGUCUCCAAUCCAUAAGGUUAUUUUUGGUACUGUAUUAUACGAAAUAACACACAAUGGUGGCGUUUAGAACUGGGCGUCUCCCUAUACCAGAUGCCUUGACCAUUGAGGCACUUAUUGUGUGUUCUAUUUCAUUUUACGCAAUGUAUCUUUUACCACUAGGUGAAACAAAUCUCAUUUUAUAUCAGCGAAGAUAUAUAGAAUAAAAUGUAUUUUCUCAUUGUGAACAUCGAUAAUAGACAAUAUAAGACUUCCCACAUUCCUCAACUGUUCUUGAUACAAGCUCCUGGUAAGAAUCAAGCUCAUAGAAAUCUGAACAAAGAUCUUACAGGAACGUUGGAAAAAUAUUUUGGAGCGCUGCCUUCUGGACUUGUCAUAUUUUCAAACGCGGAAUACGAUAAAAAGAAAGAGAGGAAAAAAACAAUAUCUGAAAUUGGAAUGGUCUUGAUGAGCAAAACUGGCGUUUAAGGUUCUUCGAGAAUGAAGGGCUCUCCGUGGUUUGCUUAUGCUUGGAAAAUUUUAAGGGAGCAUUGCAUGAUAUCCCAAAGAACGUCUAAGACCACAAAAACCCCUGCGAUUGAACCCCAGGAAAAUUAAUCAAAUCUGAAAAGUAUCUUAAAUUUUGUGAGCUUCAAAACGAUACGAUCUUUUUAACCUUACCGUUGAAAAUUGCAUAUAUCAUAUACGCAAACAACACAACCUUAACGAGCGCAAUCACCUCGUAGAUAAACUGCUAAACAACCAAAUUUAGAAGCUCUCUACAUAAUAAGAGAAAAAGGAAAUUGCUGCUUCAAAGCCAGCGCGCUAUUUAGCACCCACUUUCGAGAAGUAAAUUGUCCCCAUUGCACUAGUGGUUUUAAAUUGUAGUUUAAACAUUCAUGAAGGCUAAGAUGAACAAAAUAGUAAAGCUUAUUUAUCUACGCAAAUUUGUCUAAGGGUUGCUAAAAGUUUUUUGACUUACGAACUAAACGUAGAGGGCUACAGAGGGACGAGAACGAUUGUAAAUAACACAUAUAAGGCUUAAUAAUGUAAGGAGAAUGCAUGGAUAGAAUUCGUUUGCUAUUUUAUAUCAGUUUUUUUUUAUAAUAUCAUCCAUUUUGGUGACCAUAUCACCAUAACAUUUUAUCAUCCAGCUUACCUGAAUUGUUUAUAGCAAUAAUAAAGCACGAAUCGAGUUUAAAUAUUCUGCGAUAUUGUACGGGUUAUUUCUACAAUCGAUCAUUUUGUACUGUAAAAAGCCAAUCCGAUAUGCAAGCGUUACGCAGUACCUGUCACAAACUGCUUCUCUAUUUGCUUUUAUUUCCCUGCAUUAUGAUGUACCUAAAAUAAGUAGUCGGAUAAUGAACACCUUCGUAAAAGUUUUGAUGUGAAGAACCGCUGAGUAUUGUUAGACGUUCUUUGGGCUCUUUAAAAUAUGUUGCAAAAGGAAGAAAUGCAUCGACGCUGAUUUAUUCCAUCCUUAUUUACUGAUGUUUUAAUUUAAACAACUGUCCAUAGCCCAUGCUACCUCUGAAAAGACAGACUAAACUGCGGCGAGAUUAGAACUUUAUUGGUAAAAUAUUUGAUAGUUGCACUUUUCACUUCCCCUCCUUCCCCUCGUUACAGCAAAGCGUGUCAACACGGAACACCAAGAGGCUAUGCUUUCAUUUUCUUUUGGCAUAGGAACUCUUGCUUCAAUUAGGAGAACUUUUCUUUCACUCCUUUAUUUUCUCUAAUCUUAAAUUUCCUUCAACUAAUUAAUAUUAAAAAUCACAGUUUAUUAUCGAGUUCACACCAUCAACUCAAUAUUUUACCGGGGGAAAAAAAAUGAACAGCCGCCUCAAAAGAAGCAAACUAUACUCGUGUCAGUACCUAAAACUUUUUUCAUUCUAUUUUCUCACAAUCGCGCGUAUACAAAUCCAAUACAUCUUAAGAUAUGUAUUACACUUGCUUUCUCAUUCAAUUUGUCAUUAAAAAGCUUUUCGUGGAUUAUAUAUGGGAUUUAAAGGCCAAUAAACAUGUGCAACGAUGACCAUAUUGGAAGGUAUGUGGCCUAAUCAUACAUUUGAGAGAAAGAGUUCAUUUUUGUGGUGUGAUCGAUCGUGAGAGUGUGACUGUUGUAGGGCGUACCAACUGACGAUUGGACAACUUAAGUAGAAGUGGGAAAUCAUCAUCAGAAAAUGACCGAAGGCGAUCGGAGACGAAAAUAGAUCUUUUUUUAACUCUUGACAAAAAAAUUCAAUAUUCAGGCCAAAUGACUGAAAAGUUGAGGAGAUUAAUUUUCCGCGAUACGGUUUAAGAUUGAUAACAAGUGUAAUGGCUGUCAAAGGUUAAUUUUUUCAGAAUUUCGCCCUCUUCUCUUAUUUAUCAGUGCUGACCACUUUGAAUUCUUGAAAUCAGAGAUCUCGGAAGUAGAGAUCUGCUAAAACAUGAUGCAAACGCGAACGCGAGAAAGUGCGCUCAGGAAUAUCAGCGUCUCAAAUAAAUUCGUGAUCGAGCACUUUAUCUUUUGAUAAAGAGGGAUCUUAGAGCUCGGAAUCAAUAUGAAAAUCAAUCACUUGUACCUACUAUCGAAGGAUAUGAAAUUCACUGUGCACCACGACGCACGAGUCUCCGACGUGGGCUCAUCAAAAUUCAACACAAAGGAAAAAAGGGCAUCGACGCUUAAUUAUCAUUAACAUUUAUCGAUGUCCCGUUUUUAGAAAAAGAAAGCUGACAGCAUAAAUUGCAACGAGAAACGAACUUGGUUGGAGAAAUCUUGGUUGGUCUUGCAUGCAUUUUUUUUUUCUUUGCAGAAUAGCGUGUCUUCAUUUUCUCUUGGAGGUCGUCAGAGUUACUAAGUAUCCUAAUAUUAUCGGCGCCAAAAAUAGAUCUGUUUCCUCUCACCCUUGACGUAAAGUUUCGUUUUCAAGCCGAGGUGAUCGUGACUGAAUAGUCGAGGAAACAUUUUUCACACCAUAUGCUUAAGGCUACCAGGAAGUGGAAAGACUGACGGACUGAACGCCAAGAACAUUCGUGCCUUGGCUGAGAGAAUAAGUUUAUUUUUCAGAAUGUCCUCUUCUGUUAUAAGUUUGAUUUAGAGAUACUCGAAUGCAGAAAUCUGCCUAGGCACGACGCAAAUGUGGACGUGACAUUAUUUACCACUGUAAAAUAGUGCACUCAUAUCUGGCGACUCCUUAGAUAAUAUUAUGUUUGUGUUUUGCUGUUACACUCUCUAUUAAAAAAUAUAUAUAUAGCUCAAAGCUUCAAAGCCAGCCUCUUUUUAGCUCUUGAAGAACAUGAAUUGUCAUUUAAACUAUAAAAUGUUUAGGAAACAAACAAACAAUAUAAACGCUUGCUUCGUUCCUGCACCUUGCAAGUUAAGUAAUGUUCACAACAUGGACAGUCAGAGAACGGGCCUUUAUUAGCACUUCCUUCUCCAUGCUAGGGUAAUGACUGGUCAAGCAAUAUGCGUCCGCUUUACAAUCAAGAGUGGUAGGAAGUGUUUUAGAACGAACAGGGUAAAAAGUGACGCCGGAAACUAGAACUGACUUAGAGAAGUCUUUCUCAUACUGGUUGAAUGUGUUAAAUAAAUUUGUACUUUACAUCAAUUUAUUCGAUAACAUGAAGUUAUCCAGUUUCUUGGAAUGAAGUGAUAUAUUAUCCUUGUAUAUACCACACGAGUGGAUAGUGCUUUUCACGCGCCUCCAAGCAGCCAAAGAGACAACAUCGCACAUCAACAAUUCAAUCACCAAUUACCAACCAUAUAUAUUUAUAUAUAUAUGUACCACUAUUCACCUUCAUUUUUGUGAAUAAUUGAACAUUGGAGCGUUUCCAAGCUUUAAAUGAACUUUAAGUAUUGCUUGAAUGGUCGAGAACAUUCCAUAUCUAGGGGUAAAUAAACAGAUAUCGUUUUCAUCACGUACCCCUAAAAGCCACAUAAUCGAAGGAGGUAAAAGGCAACGGAUGACUCGGUUAUUCAUCAGGAAGUGUUCUUCCUGUCCUUCGUUAUUGACACGGUCUGUUUUAAGAAACAGAUUUUAGAACAGAUAUUAAGUUCGGAAAACCCACGAUCGCGUAAUUUGCAGAACGUUUUCACGCCAGAAGCAAUGUUUUGGUCAAAUAUAUCCUGGCGGUUGGCUACAUCUAAAAAACAAAAUUCCAUAUUGGUAAAAAGAAACUCUUGACAUCUUGAUAAAUUAGGCUCCUCUAAGACGAUUACCAAAUAUGGAAAUCACCUUCUUAUUCUUGUUAUAAAAGGGUACAAAAUGUGCCAUGCGCCUAAGCGUGCGACCCAGAAGAAGGGAGGACUUCGCCAUGAACAGCUUCCUCCUUAUCGCUGUGUAUGGAGCGACUCUUGCUAUCGCUUUAGCAUUUACUUUUACUGAAUACGGAAACGAAAAGAACACGACAGUCUAUAAAAAGUCUCUGGAUGACUUUGAACCGGAAUUUGAAGAUGCUUUAAGGUACCGUAGUUAAGUAGAAAUUCAGUCUAAAUAUCACAUUUUAUCACCACCAAUUAAGCACACAGGCGAGAAGAGAUUUCAGUCUCAUCGAAUUUGACUUCAACCUAGGCACCGUCAUACGGAACGACAACAACACCUCUGAAACAUACAUUGGACCCACAGAAACCGACUUCAAAACAAGACACAGAAAUCACACACCAUCAUUCCGCCACACCAAGCACAAAAACUCCACCGAACUUAGCAAACACAUCUGGACACUCAAGAACGACAACAUCGACUAUUCUAUUUCAUGGCGCAUCUUAUCAUCUAGCUCUCCCUACAACAGCUCCAGUAAAAGAUGCAACCUCUGCCUAAAAGAAAAAUUCCUGAUAAUUUACCGACCCGUCCUCUCAUCAAAUAAAAUAAAAAAUAAAUAAGCGAAACGAACUCGUAUCUUCAUGCCGACACAGAAACAAAGCGUUGCUACGCAACAGCUGAUCUUUAAAGUUUUAAAGUUUACCGCGUAUUUACCGAUAGUCACAUGAAUAUUCUUUCAUUAAACCCCUGAAGAGUGAAGCGAUUCACGAAACAGGCUUGUCGGGAAAUGUAGUUGCGUCCUUUUUUCCUCUCAUAAUAUUUAUUCUGCUCUGCUUCAACGUAUUGAGCACUGUUCCACGCGAAAAUCGAUUUGCAGACUUCCUAUAUAUAUAUAUACACACAGACACACAGACACACAGACACACAGACACACAGGCACAGACACAGACACAUAGACACAUAGACACAUAGACACAUAGACACAUAGACACAUAGACACAUAGACACAUAGACACAUAGACACAUAGACACAUAGACACAUAGACAUAUAGACAUAUAUAUAUAUAUAUAUAUAUAUAUUUUUUUUUUUUUUUUUUUUAAUUUUCAAAUUUUUUAAAUUUUAUUUUAAGUGACUUGAAUUGGAAUGCUGAGGAUUAUGGCUUCUAUAAAAACGAACCAGAAGCUGUCAUCGAUGAUGAAAAAGACGACAACGAAGGCGAAGAAAGCAAUGUUUUGGAUUUAGAGAAGAGAUCAACAGACCCCAAAUCGCGGAAAGGGCGCCGCCGCGGGUCUCUCAUUCAUCCAGAAGUGGGACGAGUCCCAUUGCGCCGCCGCCGUUCAGCAGUACGCCGUCGGCGUAGAAAUGGCUAAA